UUGUCCCAGAGCUUCUCCGGAAGUUUAUGAAUGUUAGAAAGCUAUGCGCCUGGGCUGGAACCGGUUGGAACGUGCUGUUCAAUCUUCGUAAAAAGUCGAAGAAAACACUUUAUAUCGCAAAGAAAAGUUGUUCUGCGCGUUGUACAAUGUCAGUAAGAGGAAGAUAUCGAGAUUAAGUAUGAAGCGACUAAGCGGCCAGUUUCAGAUUGUGGUCUUGUUAUGGGUCAUCUACUUCGCCGCUGCGACACUUCAUCUUGGAGAACUAAAAGAAAAUCUUCGACUGAAUCGGACAGUUCGAGGCAUUUCUUGCAAAGCAGGAGCGUAUGCACACGAUGGCCUUUGUUGUCUAAAAUGUCCACCAGGCACUUACGUGAAGGAACAUUGCUCUGGAACAUUAGAAGAAGGGACUUGUGAAGCAUGUGAUUACGAUACGUACACUGAACACGAGAAUGGACUAACGCAGUGUUUAUCAUGCACCAAGUGUCCCCCGGAUCAAGUGCCUACAAAAACGUGCUCCCGCACCAGUGACACGGAGUGCCAGUGUAGAGAGGGCACCUUCUGUCUUCCUGACCAUGCCUGCGAAGUGUGCAAGAAAUGUUCAAAAUGUAAAGAGGAUGAGUUUGAGAAGAAGCGCUGUACCUCCACCUCUAACACCAUCUGUGAUAAGAAAGCCAAAGUCAACACCACAGAUGAACAGAAAACGGUUUUGGAGGGAUUUUUUGGUGCAGUGAUUAUUGCCGUCUGCGUUGUGCUACCGUUGCUGGUGAUUGCAGGCAUAGCCAUUUAUGUUUUGAGGAGGAAAUGGCCACAAAAAUUGAGAGAUGCAAUUGGACGAAAACAUGCUUCCCAUGGAAAGUCGGUGCCGAGUGAGACGGGCGAGGAGAGUUUUUCAGCCAUGAGGGAGCCAGAGCACAGGCCCCUGAAGCAGCUGGUGGGUUCGGCCACCUCCCCCGAAGACGAGGACACGGGCCUGGGGGACAGCCUCCCAAACACGGCCAGCUCCUCGCAAGCCAGCUUGUCCGCGCUGCCGCCUACGCUGCCACCAGCCCCGCUGCCUUGCGUAGUGCCGCCCACCCAAGCCCAGCCCCAACCCCCCAUCGCCUGCACCAACGGCAACUGGAGUUACAACAGCGGUGGCGCCUGUAACAGCAGCAGCAACAGCAGCUCCCUCUCCCCCAACCCGCUGAUACAGCCUCUCAUUCGGAUUGUGGAACACAAUGGCAUUCCGAGGCUAGUUCCGACUAAUGGAGACGAAUCACUGCGGAAAAGUUUUGACCUUUUCGAUGAAGUCGACGUGCUCUUCCACAAGAGGUUCUUCCGGCACAUAGGACUCGGUGACAACGACAUAAGAAGCACGGAGACGGUUUGCCCAGACGACAAGAUGUACACACUCCUGCGGAUGUGGAGGGAGAGGCAAGGAAUGAAAGCCAGUAUUAAUGACCUCAUCGAUGCUUUACUUCACCUGGACCAAAGGCUGUCGGCAGAGAACAUCAUAGCGAAGGCAGUGGAGUUUGGCCUGUAUAAAUAUGAGGAGGCUUGCUGAUCACUGGUCGGAGCCUUGCAGACUGAUGUUACAUGGCUUUUUUUGUAUAUUUCUUUGGAUACUAACUGGUAAAUAUUUAAGUAUUGUCCUAUAUCAUGUCUUUCCGUUUGCACUGGCAAUUUGUUUUUAACCAUACAUGUGUAGGAUUUGUGUAGGUGCAUUAUGUUUACCAUCAAAAUGGAGCAUGAAGUCCGGCUGUGAAUUUAUUUUAAUGUACAAAUUGUUUAACGUAUGCCCACACAUGAGGUUCUGUACGAUUUGCUUUAUUUAUUUUGGAAAAAUUAUGGAGAAAUACUAUCAGAAUAUUUAGUGAUGACCUUCAUUGGGAAGGUCACCAAUAUUUAAUAUCAAAAAAUUAAUUACACUUAAAAAAUCUACAAAAAGGAAAAACCUACAAUGAAAUUGCACCAAAACCUUGUGGAUAAUAAAGACACCAAAAGUCUUGACAUAAGUCCGUUACCUGUUGCUUCCAAAGCUAAUAUCAACGUUAAACUUGUAUUUUUUUCGCACACCUCAGUUGGUAGGUGCGUCGGAGAUGGUCCAUGGGUCAUUCAGCAGACAAUUUGAAAAAAAAAAAAAAAACCUUCCUGCACACUGACCAUUUCGCUGGUUUCUUAAUUACGCGAAACAGCGAAAUGGUCACUGUGCGGGAGUUUUUUCAAAUUGAAAGCUAAUGCCAACCCGACUGGAGCAAGUCCCGAGUAAGAUAAUCCUACUGACGCCUCAAGUCAUUUUUACACAACUCAGACCUCUGCUCUGUAAAACAAAUGAAGAGAAUGCAGUGUAGAUAUGUAGCCCACUCAGUUUAAGCUCUUUCAACACCACCACUAUGCCAUGCAAAUCCAAUUUUAGGCCUCGUCACUGAUGUAGGGCAAUUUGAGCAAACUUAGGCGCAGGUCUGCCUGAACUGCUGGCCCUGCGUGGUCACGGCUAAUAACAACUUUUAAAUUAAUGCAUUUAUUAGUCCGGAGCAUGUGCCUUUUUGUUUUGAGCAUACAUGUCUCCUUUUGUGAUGUUGGAAAGAAAUAUGUGUCUUUUGUUAUGAAGUAUGUGUUCGUGGCAUCAUCCGUUGAAAAGCGGAGAUCCAGUCUUGCUUUCAUAUGUACAGCACAGUAAAACGUACAUAGUUUCUAGUGUCCUGAGAGAAAGAAAAAAGCUAGAUGUGUUGUACUAAAGUAAGGUAAUCAGUCAUGAAAUGUAUGUUUAACUUUCAGAGCUCUUUAUGAACAUUUCCAAACAAGACUAAUACAAAGUACUUUUUUUAUUUGUUGAGGUUAUAUGACCAGGUUAUUGUUAGACAAAUCAAAAUUGCAUUUCCAGUGCACUCUGAAAAGAACUAUUAGUUGUCAGUGACUUUUGAAUGUCAGCCAUGUGUAGAGUGUAUCACUAGUGAUGAAGAAACUACUAAGGUCAUUUUUAUAUGGUGAUUUUUGUUUUGGACUGCCCUUCAAAGUUAGAUUUGAACUUUUUUCCUCAAUAUUUCUUGUCGCUGUACUUUCUGUUGUAAGAAAAGAGCAACAAAGAGGUAUGUUUUUUUUUGUUUUUGUUUUUUUGUAUCAGUGAUUUGUUAUCUCAGGAUUUACUUAUUGCGUCUCACCCAUUGAAGUUGUCACACUGAGAUUAAAACUUUUUUUUUUCCUGUGAUAGGUUUUUGUUCUUUUGAUAAAUUUAAUAAAAAUGAAUCACACGA
Engraulis encrasicolus (European anchovy) is the source of this 3233-nucleotide messenger RNA. RefSeq names its product hematopoietic death receptor (gene hdr). NCBI's taxonomy places the organism in Eukaryota, Metazoa, Chordata, Actinopteri, Clupeiformes, Engraulidae. The record is from RefSeq and is a predicted model, not a curated record. Gene Ontology annotation, cellular component: CD95 death-inducing signaling complex; external side of plasma membrane; plasma membrane. Bases 179 to 1543 code for a protein of 454 amino acids. Gene Ontology annotation, biological process: positive regulation of apoptotic process; necroptotic signaling pathway; extrinsic apoptotic signaling pathway in absence of ligand. Gene Ontology annotation, molecular function: protein binding; tumor necrosis factor receptor activity. The transcript is spliced from 11 exons.